Messenger RNA from Acanthosepion pharaonis, 1209 nucleotides. The record is from the annotation of a GenBank genome assembly. NCBI's taxonomy places the organism in Eukaryota, Metazoa, Mollusca, Cephalopoda, Sepiida, Sepiidae.
AUGCCUCCGAAAAUGAAAUUUGCUGAAGGAGAAAGGGUGUUGUGUUAUCAUGGUCCUCUUCUGUAUGAAGCCAAAUGUGUCAAGUCUGACGUUAAAGAAAAAACUGUACGCUACUUCAUUCAUUACAAUGGUUGGAACAAAAAACUGAAAAAGAAAAAAAAAGGAAACACACUCUCUGGCAACAAACUCUCUGAUGAAGAACUCUUUGAAAGGAACUCUUCUGAACUGAACUGUUUUGAAUUCUCUGCCUGCUUCCUUCCGUUUGUCAAAUGGAGUCACUAUGAGAGGGGCUUUAAGAAAGAACCUGCUUUAAGUUGGGAUGAGUGGGUUCCAGAAACCCGAGUCCUCAAAUACAACGAUGCCAGCUUACAAAGACAGAAAGAACUACAGAAGGCUCAUGCCUGCCGUAACACAUGGAAGGAAUUAAAGCUUGGGUUCAAGAAAACCAAAACUAAAAAAGACAAAGAAAAAGGUGUUUUAUUAGGAACAGAAAAAACAAAGCAUAAAAGUUCUUUAGUGACAGGCCCAGGUGGUGGCAGUAGUGGCAACACAACUGGUGAUGGCGGCAGUACAAGCAGUGUCAGCUCCACGCCAGCAUCUUCCACAGUUGGAGGAUCUACAACUUCUACAACAACUGAACCAAAACGAAAAAGGGCAAAGAUUGAUCCAACUGUAGAAUCAGAAGAAACAUUCCAGGCCAAAAUUGAAGUUAGAGUUAAAGUUCCAGAUGAUCUCAAACUAUGGUUGGUUGAUGAUUGGGAUUUAGUUACCAAGCAGAAAAAGUUAUUGAGGUUACCUUCAAAGAAAAACAUUGAGAGCAUUUUAGAUGAUUAUAUAAAAUUCAAAACUACCAAAUCGAAUAAUAACAAGGAUGCUGUCAAAUUGGUCAUUCAAGGCCUUAGGGAAUACUUCAAUAUGACAAUUGGCACUCAAUUGUUAUACAAAUUUGAACGUCCACAAUACACAGAGCUUCUUGAGGAAAAUCCAGAUUCACCGCUGUCAUCUAUUUAUGGAGCUGCCCACCUUUUGCGGUUAUUUGUGAAAAUUGGUGGGAUGCUUGCAUACACAUCACUUGAUGAAAAAAGUAUUCAACUGUUGCUUACACAUUUUCAUGAUUUCCUUAGAUAUUUACAAAAGAAUGCAUUGAGUUUACUCAGUGUUAAUGACUACAUGUCAGUUACUCCAGAAUACCUUCGAAAAGUGGGUUGA